AUGGUCCAGUCCAAGGUCGAUGUCGGCCCUGACAGCCAGGAGCCAGUAUCAGACACAGAGUCCCACUCAGUCCCCACCGAGGAACAGGCCGAGGAACAGGCCGAGCGAACGGUGAUACGGAAGAUUGAUCUUCACAUCCUACCCUUUGUGGUGCUGCUAUAUCUCUUCAGCUUCCUAGAUCGAGUCAACAUUGGCAAUGCACGUCUAUACGGUCUAGAAGAGGAUCUAGGCCUAGUCGGCGACCAGUACCAGAUCGCCGUGUCUAUUCUCUUCGUAACUUACUGUUUCUUCGAGGUUCCCUCUAACCUCGUGAUCAAAAAGCUGAGGCCAUCCCGCUAUAUCGCAAUUAUCUCAGUCAUUUGGGGCAUUAUCGCCACCCUCACCGGUAUUGUCCAAAGCUAUGGGGGCCUGAUCGCCUGCCGUAUUCUACUGGGUGUGGUCGAGGCAGGCCUGUUCCCAGGGUUUAUGACCUACCUCACCCUCUUCUACGGGAAGCAUGAGAUUGCGCUGCGCACGGGCUACCUAUUUAGCAGCGCAGCCAUCGCGGGAGCCUUUGGAGGCCUGCUCGCGUACGGGAUCGGGUUCAUGGAUGGCGUCUGUGGACUCCGAGGCUGGCGCUGGAUCAUGAUUAUCGAAGGCAUCCCGACGGUCAUUCUCGGCGUGGCCACGUGGUUUGGCCUAGCAGACGAACCGGACACGGCAUACUAUUUGGACAAAGAAGAGCGUGAACUCGUUGCCCGUCGGCGCAGUCGCCAUGUUGGACAGACCGAGUCCGCGCAGAAGUUCCACUGGGCGGAUGUCAAGGACGGCGCGCUGGAUUGGAAGAUCUGGGCAUUUUCCGUUGGUCAGUUUGGGGUCGACACUAUGCUUUACGGGUAUAGUACUUUCCUGCCGACUAUAAUCAAGGGUAUGGGCAACUGGUCAACCCCUGAGGUCCAGGCCUUGACUAUCCCCUGUUAUGCACUGGGUGCUAUUGUUUACCUGGGUAUUGCCUGGCUGAGUGAUCGCACUCAGCACCGUGCUGUGUUUGUCUGUCUGUUUAGCGUGAUAUCUGUUGUCGGAUAUGGAAUCCUGAUCUCAGAUUCAUCGUCGGGUGUGCACUAUUUCGGUGCUUUGAUGGUUGCAUUGGGGUUGUAUGUUACCGUCGGAUUGCCCCUUGCCUGGUUACCCACCAACCUACCGCGAUACGGAAAGCGCACCUUCGCCACGGGUCUGCAACUCACUUUCGGCAACAUCAGUGGUGUCAUGUCCCCGUUUUUAUACAAGACAUCAGAAGGUCCACGUUUUGUUCGAGGAAACGCUGUUACUCUGGGCUUGGUGGGCUUUGCAGGUAUCCUCUACGGUGCCAUGGGGUUAUUUUAUCGCUUUAUAAACAAGCGCAGAGCCCAAGGUUUGGAAGAUGAAAAGAUAUCCUCGUUGACGGAAGAGGAGAUUCAGGAAAUGGGCGACCGGAACCCAAGAUUCCUCUACAGCACUUGA
Molecule: messenger RNA, 1479 nt
Organism: Penicillium nucicola
Lineage: Eukaryota; Fungi; Ascomycota; Eurotiomycetes; Eurotiales; Aspergillaceae
Product: putative MFS transporter
Exons: 3
Coding region: 1-1479 (492 amino acids)
Biological process (GO): transmembrane transport
Cellular component (GO): membrane
Molecular function (GO): transmembrane transporter activity
Source: RefSeq, a predicted model, not a curated record